Molecule: messenger RNA, 4644 nt
Organism: Brassica napus (rape)
Lineage: Eukaryota; Viridiplantae; Streptophyta; Magnoliopsida; Brassicales; Brassicaceae
Product: protein SHI RELATED SEQUENCE 5
Exons: 2
Coding region: 3069-4064 (331 amino acids)
Biological process (GO): positive regulation of DNA-templated transcription
Cellular component (GO): nucleus
Molecular function (GO): DNA-binding transcription factor activity; DNA binding
Source: RefSeq, a predicted model, not a curated record
CUCUUGAUACCGAUUUUUUUUAAUCAAAAUCUAGUCAUGAGAAUUGAGAAGUCAAAUCUCACUCGUGAUCUGAUAUUAUGUAUGAAUAAUUUAAUAUGCAUUAGAAUUGUCAACAAUUUGCAAGAGAAGGUAAUACUAUUGAUUUGUAAAUUUCUUUUUCGUUUACCAAAUUUAUAUAAAUAUAAGUUUGAUAUAAUACAUAAUUGAGAAUAUAUAUAACUAUCUAAAAAUUUCACCUAAAAAAAAGCUAAGAGAGAAAAUAAAAUAUUUUGAAAUUUUUAAUAUUUAUAUUAUAUUUUUGCUGGAAGAUUAUUUUCGGUUGUUUAUAUAUUUUCGUCGUCAAAUUAUACAUUCAAUUAAUAAAAUAGCUCUAUGCAUGUGCGUCAUAUUCACAAUGAAUAUUUUAUUUGAAAUAUAUGAAUAGAACCAAAAAUAUAUAUCUAGUAUGUCUUUUUAAUCAAUUUGAUUUCACUAAUGUAUAAUAAUUAAUAUUAUCUGAUCACUCAAACAUAUAUAAACUAAAUAUAUGAUCUGAAUGGUAACCUAUCAGACAAUUGCAAAACAACUGGUUUUAAUUGUAACAAAAAUAUAUAAAUACAUAGAUAUAUGUAAAUAUUUUUGUUUCUAUUAACGGUAGUGUACGGUACGGUCUGUCACCAUUUAGAACCAUAAAAUAUAAACUUCAAAAUAAUUUAUUAAUAUCAAAUGUGCUUAAUUGGCUUUUAAAAGAAAGAGCUUAAUUAUCAAAUGCAAAUUGCGCCGCUAAUUCACGCGGUUCCACGUGAUCAAAGACACUAGAGUGGGUCUGCUUGCUUCGGUUCUAAUGUCAAUCCAAGUUUUGACUUAUGACUAACUACGUAAUAUUUAGUGACUCAAUUUUAAUUUUAUAAAAAUAUGUUACACCUACAAAAAUCAUAAAUAUGAUGACCAAUUGCUACGUACUUGUAUAAAAUAUUUGAGAGGUAAUAAUUAAUUAGUAGCUAGUUUCAGAUGAAGUCAUAAAACCACGGACGGUUUUACUCAUCCAAGUAUAUAUAUUGUCGUGUGAUUACACAUCCACUUAUAAUUGGAUUAUUUCGGUGUUACGUUGCUCUAUUUUUUGUAUGUAAAGAAAAAUAGCAAAACAGUCCUGCUAUUGUCUAUUUAUUCGAAUGAUUUUUUCUCGAAAAUAAAAAGAAAAAUAUUAACGAUUUUUUUUUGGACAAAGAAAAAGAAAAAUAUGAACGUGAAAGCAAAGUUUUCUACUUCAACUAAAACGCGCUGAAAAUUCUAAGUAGAGAGAGAAAUACAUAAUGUCAACAGUUUGCGUAAGAAUGGGGACGAUCACAUCCAUUCAUCGGCUAAUAAUAAUAAUGACUCGUGAGCUAAACAUUAGACUAGGGAUCACUAUCCAGCAAAAGUCCUUUAACACCACAGCACACACAGCACAAAUAUAUUUAUUAUAGUUCAAUUUCUGAAAACUACUCUUCUUCUAUCAUCUUUUCAUAUAUAUAUCUUAGCACACAUAUAGCUGGUUUUCUGAAGAGAAUCAUUUUAAUUACAUUAUACAGUCACUAACGUUUUUUUGGAAAUUUACAAGAAAACACGAAUUAAAGGUAUUUUGCUAGAUUCUAAAUUUGAAUAGGUGGCAAAUUCGACCACAUAUAAUAAAUAAACGUUUUACAACUAAAAUCUAGUAAAUUGAAAUUUGUCUGACAUUCUUAUUGUUCUUUACGAAAGAGAUUUCCUACGUGAUUGAAUGUUCACCUAGUUAUACACUUUACUAAUGCCGUGGCAGAAAAUGAUAUAUAUACAUCUUUUAACGCCAUGAAACCCUGGUUAGACGAAUAAAAACAUAAAAGUACAUAUUCCAUUUGUUUAUAAAUAAGUGUCAUUUUAACAUUUUCCACACAAAUUUAGAAAGUGGCAGAAAUAUAUGUAAGUUAUUAUUAAUUAUAUUUCUACCAAUAAUAUUUGAGAUAAAUAAAAUUAUUUAUAAAAUUAAUGCAGUUUUUAAUUAAUUUUCAGUUGAAAAUAAGUAUAAUUUGCAUUGAAAUUACAAAGUCACAUUUUUUAUGUAACAAGAAAAAAAUUGAUCAGACAGUGUGGUACGCUUGCGAGAUAAUCUACUCUAUAACAUUAAGUGCGUUCCUUCCGGGAUCGACCGGAUCAGUCGCCCAUAGAAAGAGUAUAAAAUAUUAAAAUGACACUUAUUAUAAAAUAGAAGGAGUAGAAGUUAGUGCACGUUGAAGAAGUUAUAUCGUCGACUAUGCCAAUGAAAGGUUUAAUUGCCGUGAUUAAGCUGCAAAACUUACAAUAAGAUCAUCCGUGACGAUAAAAUGUCAUAGCAAGUUUGACGUUAGAUUUCCCGUAACUAUUUUGAGAAAAAGGACUUACAAUAGUUAUGUUUUCUCUUUUCCCCCUUCAAACUAUUUUCUUCUUCUUCUUUAAUUUUCCUUUUGCGCACUGUUUUUAUAUAUAGUUUCAUAUAAUUCUAAUUCGGACGGAAAGGGAAAGAAAAGAUAAACAAACGGUCAGCAGGGUUUUGCGGGGGAGGUACGAGUGGAAAUAAACAAACGAGUGCUCCAAUAGAGAAAAUGAAUAUUAACAUACACAAUGGACGUUACUCUUAAGAAAAUUACUAAACGUAAAAAAAAUUACUAAAAGUAAUGUCAUAUUAUUUUUCUUUUUCUUGUAUUUUUUUUUCUUUUAAACAUACAUAGUGAGUGAUAUUUAUGUGAUGGGGAUUCACUCAACUGGAAGAUAACUGUAGUGAAACGCCCAAAGCAAAAGAUCUUCAUGGGACUCUCUAUGUCUUAAAAGCCUCUCUCUCCCUCUCUCUCUCUCCCUCUCUCGCUCUCUCUCUCUCCCCACAGAAAACACAGCAAUUUCCACUUCCAGAGAUCAAAAUUGUGUUGUCCAAAAUUGAUGAAGAGAGACUAAUUCCAAGGCAUUUGCAGUCUCUUAAUCCAUUUCUCCUCAUCAUUUAAUUACUCUCAAAAUCUCCAAGCAAAGAAAAGCUUUGACUCUUUCUUGGAUCUCUUUGGGGUGUGUUGUGUGUGUGAUGUGGAUUAUCCCUAGGGAAAUAAAUGGCAGGAUUUUUUUAUCUAGGAGGGAGAGACAACAACAAGCAAGAUCUUCAUCAAGUGGACAAGAGCAGUUAUCUUUAUCUCUACAAGGACGAGAUUUAUAACACCAACAAGGGUUUCGAGAUUUGGCCUCCUCAAUACUUCCAAGAACAACAUCAACAACAUGUCACAGCUCCUGCAAACUUCUACUCCUUUGGAAUGGUCCCAAGCGGAAGCAGCAGCAACAACAACAACAAUAACAGGAGCCGGAGUUUACACUUCAACGUAGUCUCCGAUCAUGAGCCGGGAGGAUUCACGGUAACAAGACAAGGAAGUAUGAAUUGUCAAGAUUGUGGGAAUCAAGCUAAGAAAGAUUGUUCUCAUAUGAGAUGUAGAACAUGUUGUAAAAGCCGAGGCUUUCACUGUCAGACUCACGUUAAGAGCACUUGGGUUCCUGCUGCUAAACGCCGUGAGCGUUUAGCUCAACUCGCCUCCUUGCAGCACCGUUCAGCCUUCAGCCGUGAAACGCAAAAGGCAAAACGCCUACGAGAAGCAAAUGGUGGUGGUGAUAAUGUUGAUAAAGACCAUAGUGGUAGUGCUGGAUCGGCUAUUGCUACCCGUGUGGCGAAUGCUAAUUCUAAUUCAGGGUUUGAGGUGCGUCAAAACUUACCACCGGAAGUUAGCUCACCGGCGGUUUUUCGAUGCGUUCGAGUGAAUUCGAUAGAAGAGGAUGAAGAUGAUCAAGAAUAUGCUUAUCAAACGGCUGUGAACAUUGGAGGACAUAUCUUCAAAGGCAUUCUUUAUGACCAAGGACCAGAACAAGAUCACCAUCACCAACUUAACCUCCUUGCUCCCACAGCUACAACCACCAAUGCUGAAGAGACUGCUGCUAAAACGGCGGUUACUGUUGCCGGAAACAAUAAUACUGGAUUAAUACUCGAUCCUUCGUCGCUUUAUCCGGUUCAGCUUAGCUCCUACAUCUCCGGUACGCCAUUCUUCACACCUCCGAGGUCUUGAGAUUCAGACACAAUUAUUGAAUAUUAUUUCAUCUUUACAAUGUAAUUGUAAUAAGAGACCUUUGUAUUCGCCUUUGUCUUUUGAAAUUUCCAACAAUUUGAUAAAACUCCCUUAAUUAUCUAGGUUGUUACUUAGUGGUGGGUGAUUAACAUGCACAUCUUUCGUGUAUGUAUCUUUAAGAUCAAUGGGAGUUAAGUUACUGUUCUAGUUUCAAAAAAUUUUUAAAAAAAUUAUUGCUUGUUUAUUGCAUUUUCUCAAUUUCCUCUUGUAGUUAUUCGUUAUAUAUUUCUACUUGAGACCAUUUCUACAUCUCUUUUUAGUUCAUUGCCUAGGAUCGAUCUCUAAUUGUGUCAAUUUGAAUGUCUUCUGGUAGAAGUUUUAUAUAUUACUAAUUAUAUCACUGUCUUUUUAUUGGUGUAAGAAAUAUAGUACGAACUUUUUAAUCAAUUAAUAAAAGUAUUUUUGGGUUUGAUAUUGAAUUAGCUUUCUGGUGGUGUUGAGCUCGAAGUUGCUUUUCCCCCGUUUAUCCGUUUGCUUGCCAGAUCUUAACAUGACUUAUAACUAGGUUUCGUGUUCCAUU